Molecule: messenger RNA, 558 nt
Organism: Dufourea novaeangliae
Lineage: Eukaryota; Metazoa; Arthropoda; Insecta; Hymenoptera; Halictidae
Exons: 2
Coding region: 7-558 (183 amino acids)
Source: RefSeq, a predicted model, not a curated record
GUGAACAUGUCUACACAAAGGAAGAUAAAUACAACGCGGCGUAAGGAUGUUUGCGCUUACAAGGACUGCAACAACAGCCGGCAGCUAGGACAUGUUUUGUAUGCAUUUCCAAAAAUAGAAAGUCCUCUUUGUGAAGAAUGGAUUUCAAAAACCGGUAAUCACAGUUUAAAAUAUCACUCCAGUAGUUAUAUAAGAAGAAUGGGCGUAUGUGGUGAACAUUUGUCGCCCGAAAUGUUUAAAACAAACCCCACACUUAACAUAAAUAGAAGGAAAAUGUUGAGGAAGAAUUCCGUACCUGAGCCAUCCAAGAAUAUAUUAGGAAUUGAAGAAGCAAACAAAAGACAAAAGGUAACGAGACGAGAAGAGGAAUAUAAUGAAAACAGGAUGGAGUCAUUUAGUGAAAUUGCAAACAAUGAAAAUAAUAAUAACAGCAAACAAACUAAGGAAAAGGAGGGCGAGGAGGAGGAGCCAAAUAACCCCGGUGAAUAUACUAUACGUAACACAAUUUUGAGAAAACAAUACCAGGGAAAUACAGUAGGACGCAACACAGUGGAAUAG